GAGGGAGCGCCGAGCCUCCCGGCCCCGAGACGCGAGACCAGAGGAGCGGAAGGUCAUCCCAUGGUCUUCCGCUCCCCACUAGAGUUGUAUCCCACCCACUUCUUCUUGCCAAACUUCGCCGACGCUCAUCACCGCUCUCUACUUCUGGCCAGUGGCGGCGGCGGCGGCGGCGGCGGCGGCGGCGGCGGCUGCGGGAGCGGGAGCGGCUCGGGAGGAGGAGGAGGAGGAGGAAGAGGAGGAGGAGAAGGAGGCGGCGGUGCUGGCGGAGUCGGCGGCGGCGGAGGAGGAGGAGGCGGCGGUGGCCCCCGGCCCCCGCGGGAAGACUCGCCCAUGUUCCAGCUCCCGACGCUCAAUUUCUCUCCGGAGCAGGUGGCCAGCGUGUGCGAAACGCUGGAAGAGACGGGGGACAUCGAACGCCUGGGCCGCUUUCUGUGGUCCCUGCCCGUGGCCCCGGGGGCCUGCGAGGCCAUCAACAAGCACGAGUCCAUCCUGCGGGCCCGGGCCGUGGUCGCCUUCCACACGGGCAACUUCCGAGACCUCUACCACAUCCUGGAGAACCACAAGUUCACCAAGGAGUCGCACGGCAAGCUGCAGGCCAUGUGGCUGGAGGCGCACUACCAGGAGGCCGAGAAGCUGCGGGGCCGCCCCCUGGGCCCUGUCGACAAGUAUCGCGUGCGGAAGAAGUUCCCGCUGCCCCGCACCAUCUGGGACGGCGAGCAGAAGACGCACUGCUUCAAGGAGCGCACGCGCAGCUUGCUGCGGGAGUGGUACCUCCAGGACCCCUACCCCAAUCCCAGCAAGAAGAGGGAGCUGGCUCAGGCCACGGGGCUGACCCCCACGCAAGUGGGCAACUGGUUCAAGAACCGACGACAGCGGGACCGGGCAGCGGCGGCCAAGAACAGGUUGCAGCACCAGGCCAUUGGACAGAGCGGCAUGCGCUCGCUGGCGGAGCCGGGCUGCCCCUCACACAGCUCGGCGGAGUCGCCGUCCACCGCGGCCAGCCCCACUACCAGCGUGUCCAGCCUGGCGGAGCGAGCCGACACCGGCACCUCCAUCCUCUCUGUAACCUCCAGCGACUCGGAAUGUGAUGUAUGAUAUAACGGUCAGCCAGUCCUCCUCUCGUCCUUCUCCUCCC
Tachyglossus aculeatus (Australian echidna) is the source of this 1135-nucleotide messenger RNA. It is a transcript of the gene SIX3, whose product is annotated as SIX homeobox 3. Gene Ontology annotation, molecular function: DNA-binding transcription factor activity, RNA polymerase II-specific; RNA polymerase II cis-regulatory region sequence-specific DNA binding. The transcript is spliced from 3 exons. Gene Ontology annotation, biological process: eye development; brain development; regulation of transcription by RNA polymerase II. Bases 61 to 1095 code for a protein of 344 amino acids. Gene Ontology annotation, cellular component: transcription regulator complex; nucleus. The record is from RefSeq and is a predicted model, not a curated record. Lineage: Eukaryota; Metazoa; Chordata; Mammalia; Monotremata; Tachyglossidae.